CAGGCAACACAGCAGACAGGUGGAAGUAGAAGGAGUGUGUUUGGCAGUAGAGUAUGUGUGUGGAUCAUUUUUGGUGGAAUGGUGGAUUUUUAGGAGGAAUGGCAUGACUGGACCUUUGACCUGAGCAACAGGAUCGAGUCGUUUGUUCUUCUCGAGAGGUUUCGUCAGCAGACAUGGCUUCCCUCGGGCAGAUCAUCUUCUACAGGUGUGGCCUAUGAUUACCCUCAUCAUCCUAUUCUCAGCCCUCAUCAUCCUCAUCUUAUCCUUGGCCUUCACAGGCAACUUGUCCGAGGUGAUGAGCAGCAGCAGGUUCCCCGUCGCCAACCUCGGCGAGGACAAGCUCAUCAGCUGCUAUCUGAACACAGAGAGUCAACAAGGCAGACUCAGAGAGGUGUCAGUCAUCUGGGAGAAGAAGGAUAUGACGGGACUGGUUUACCAGUACAGGGACGGAGCUCCGGCUCUUGAGCGCCAGAACUCCCAGUUUAAAGGGAGAACUCAGCUUUUCCCCGAUGCUUUGCUCACGGGUAACGCCUCCCUGCUGCUGAGGAGUGUGAGACAGAGUGACGAGGGGCAGUACACCUGCAGCAUCACCUCCUCUGAGGGAGGAGGGAAGGUCAAUAUUCACCUCAGAACAGCAGCCUAUUCAACCCCCACAUUUAAAUUCUCCGGCGGCAUCCUGGUUGCUGAAGCGAGCAGGUGGUUCCCUAAACCAAAUGUGACAUGGACCAGCUUCGAUGGAGAUGUCCUGAAUGGAAGCACGAGCUACGCACAGAACUCUGCAGGGAUUUUCAGUUUAGUCAGCAACCUGCAGCCAGUCAACAUCAGCGACACCUACACCUGCAAGAUAGAAAAUGACCUGGUGACCUCCAUCUCCAGGGAAACUGUAACAGCCUCUGAUGUUUUGGGGAGCACAUACUUCACCUUCAAUGCUGCACCGCCCCUGCUGACGUCAUCGACAUACCUGAGCAUCAUGACGAGUGUCCUCUGCAUCUAUUAUCUGACCUAAUAACACACACACACACACACUCCACCUUGGUGUGAAUCUCUUUGCUUUGCAUGCGCUGCAUUCAGAAACAGAAUUUUAACAGAAGUAAAGAUUCAAAGUGCAUAAAUGCAGUAAUUUCUGAAAAUGACCGGUAUGUUAUUUGGUGUUUAAUUUAUUACAGUGGAUGUUGUUACUGUGUAACAGAAUUUUCUCGAUCAACAUUUCAUUUCUACUUUCUCAGGUGUAUGUGUGUCAUGUUUUAAGUGAAGGCUCCAUCUAGAUCAUGUGUAAUAAACAUUUCUAAAUUUUAAUUAGCUUGACUUUCUAUUUUCAAAGUUGUGUGUACAUUAUUAUUGGAAGUAAUCAACAUCCAUGAGGAGAAACUGCGGGAAAAAUAAAGACACAAUAAGAAAUUAAACUGCAUAUUAAAUUCCUGCAUAUAUAGAAAAGGCGUAUAUGAUCAAACUGGUACCUUACCAUUUUUUGUAUUACUGAGUCAAUAAAUAAAUACCAUGGAUUUUA
Molecule: messenger RNA, 1507 nt
Organism: Epinephelus lanceolatus (giant grouper)
Lineage: Eukaryota; Metazoa; Chordata; Actinopteri; Perciformes; Serranidae
Gene: vtcn1
Product: V-set domain containing T cell activation inhibitor 1
Biological process (GO): T cell receptor signaling pathway; regulation of cytokine production
Cellular component (GO): external side of plasma membrane
Molecular function (GO): signaling receptor binding
Source: RefSeq, a predicted model, not a curated record